AUGGAGAAAAAAUUCGACUUCAAACCGUUGCUCACUGAUUCGCAAGAUAGCCAGGGUUCCCCCCCUUUGAGGAUAUUCUCCAUUUCAACCGCUAAACCGGAAAAUAUAAAGUUUGAGGAAGAAGAAAUGGAUCUUAUUAGUGGUGGCAGCGAUGUUUCUAGUGUUGAAGAAAUUGCACAAGAGAGAAACGAAAAUCCAUCGCAUGCAUGGACCGAAGGAAACUGGGCCUUUCGGAGAGAUGACAUGGAUGAAGACCUGCCAUCAUUCGAAGCGCGCUACGAAGCCAUGAAAGAAAUUUUUCCGUCGCUUGGUGAAAACGACGGACGAAGCAGCCACUUAGAGACGCUAAAGAUCCCUGAUGGGAGCAAAGUUGCGUUUGGCGAAGCGGACAAAAACUAUAGAGACGAGUUGUAUGCGAAGCUUCGGGAGGCUGUCGACAAAAGAGUCUCUGAGAAUGUAUCGAGAUUGUCCAAUCCCAGUUUAGUCUCUGGCGAUUUCCUUUCUAUACAUGAAAACGGCAAACCAAAAACGGCGCCAUCUUCUGUUGGAAAAAUUGACGCUGAGAAACAGUACUUUUUUCCUGAGCUUCGAAAUCUGAUAGAAGGCAGAAUAGAAGAAACCAAAGUUGACACGUUGGCCAACCGAAUAGAACGAGAGCUGAUGAGGAGGCAGCAUCUUUGCAACGAGCAGGCUUUGAUGCUGCAAAUGCUUAUGAACCGCGUCCAAGAUCUGGAGAAGCGCGGGCCACCCAAACGAGGAACAACUCCUGUUCACACUUCGUCACGAGCGUCCCGUGGAAAUCGGUGCAUGUGCUACCACACAAGCAACUACAUCGUGGAGAAAGCCACGCAGACUCCAAGUGAAGUGCACGACGCCGAAGGGGUGUAUGUCAUGGUCGCCCGAAAUUCCGGGGCAAGAGCUAAGAAGGUGCAGAGAAGGGUUGCUUAUGGCUACCCUGAACGAGUUACCGAGGAGAAAAAAGUUUCGGCGCUUUUAAGCAGAAAGAUUGUCACUCAGCAAAUAGAGUUUUUGCCACCAAUCCCUGAACCUUAUGCCAAAAAGCGACCUCGAGACACAAAGAAACCAGGGUGGCAUAGAGUGUGA
This is a messenger RNA of Porites evermanni, 1104 nucleotides long. NCBI's taxonomy places the organism in Eukaryota, Metazoa, Cnidaria, Anthozoa, Scleractinia, Poritidae. The record is from the annotation of a GenBank genome assembly.